AUGGCAGCCGAACCGAUGACCACUGACCACACAACAGGAGUAGGCUUGAAGCCCCAAAGUCCACAACCCACCGGGCUGUGCCGGGGGGACGACGGAGACGGGGACUCGCUUUCCUCCCUCUCGGACCACCUGACCAUCUGGGUCGACGGCGAAGAGCACUGGAUAUCCGGCGUGGACGACAAUACGACCUGCGCAGAUCUGGUGUGGGCUCUGCUCAACUACCAGAAUAAUCCGCAGAGUCUGAGGAAGCCGACAUGGAACCAGGAGUACGCCAUUGUGCAGAAGCUGCAACACUACGAGGAGUACCUGGACGGGGGUGCCCGACUAGUUGAUGUUAUCUCGAAGCGACACGCUUCACUUCAUGGCGAGGAAAGCCAGCUCCAGCUACGCCACCUGGGACCUUCAUCGACGGUCAAGCACCCUGCGAUCACCGACAAGGAUAGUGGAAUGGGCAGUCCUGUGGAGAGUUCGCGCAGCGUUCGCUUCCGGCGUAGGGGCAGGCACAAGGGGCUCCCCCUGGCCCGAGUAGGCCAGCUUUUGGAAGGGGAGCAGUGGGGGGAGUAUGCGACUAGGGGCACCCCAAAGCAACCAAAGAGAAGCCGGAAACUACAAGUACGAAACGGCCAGGUGGCGCCAAACGAGACCCUGCUGACCACAAUAUUGGCUCAGGAUGAGACGAUCCUCCAGCAGAUGUCCAUGUUGCACGAAAAGGAUCGACAGAUCCGGAAAAUAGAGGAGGAGAAGCAUCUAAAGCGGGAAAGGGAGAUGGGCAAGAACUACCUCCUGGAAACGUACCUGAAGGACCUGGAAGAGCAGGAGGAGAACGCCCCUCAAGUACAAGAUCUCGAUGAGGGCGUGAUAAGGUUGCACCAAGAUCGAAACAUUGAAAUAGCUGAAGAACCCGCUUGUAAGGACGACGGCUCCGUAACUGACGAAAUGCGUUUGUUCUGGCUGGAGAAGAUCCACGCAGUGAACAAGCAGCUGCAGCGGGAAGAAGAACGGCUCCUCAGCCUGCACGCCAAAGUUCGGAGGCACCACGUGAAGCGGGCAUACCAAUCGAAGAGCGAGGUUCUCCAGCACAUCGAUAGACUCGACUCGGAGCUGGCGGCGCAGGUGGCGGAUAUUCUUCAGGUGGAGCGGAAGCUCUUCACGGCCAAUGAGCAGCUGAAAGCCAAGCUGGGCGUGCUCGAGUGUCUGGGUCGCGAAUUCGAAACUUCGGUAGCCUUCAACGACAAAGCUCCAUCUCCACUCACAGCUAGUGAGGAUAGGUUGACCAAGUUGAUUGACUCCUGCUCGCAGCACAAAGAAACCAAAAACGAUCUCCGUGUCUCAGCCGUCGGGCAACCAGUAUUAGAAGACCAUUUACCCAAAUCCAGCCGCAUCCAAUGUCUGAGCCAGCAGGAGUUGACAGAGAAGAACCUCAACGAUCGCCAUGUGCCCGACAAAGGCUUGUCCAAGCAACUGUUCAUGGAGGAGCCUUCUACCUCAACCAACACCAGGCCCACCAGGCUCGAUAAGUGUUAUGCUCCAGCUCUCUACUCUGCCGGAACGGACAUCCAACAUCUGGGUACUCUCGUUUAGAAUAUCGUUUAAGAGAUUUUCAAGUUUUUGUACCAAAUUAUCACCUAACCAAAUACAGAUUUGAUUCAUUGUUUAUGUUUUAAAUAUU
Molecule: messenger RNA, 1669 nt
Organism: Drosophila bipectinata
Lineage: Eukaryota; Metazoa; Arthropoda; Insecta; Diptera; Drosophilidae
Product: ras association domain-containing protein 10
Source: RefSeq, a predicted model, not a curated record